Molecule: messenger RNA, 1512 nt
Organism: Caenorhabditis briggsae
Lineage: Eukaryota; Metazoa; Nematoda; Chromadorea; Rhabditida; Rhabditidae
Gene: Cbr-cyp-29A2
Product: Protein CBR-CYP-29A2
Exons: 5
Coding region: 1-1512 (503 amino acids)
Molecular function (GO): monooxygenase activity; iron ion binding; heme binding
Source: RefSeq, a predicted model, not a curated record
AUGACCAUAAUUAUUCCUAUAAUAUUUGGAAUGGUUCUGAUCUAUUUGUCGACGUGGAUACCUACACUUCGGAAGUUCAGAAGACAUUGGAGAUAUGGAAAUAAGAUGCCAGGACCUCCUGCCCAUCCGAUAUACGGAAACCUUGGACCGAUUGUCGGCCUCAACACAGAGGAUCUUCCCGCAGUGUUCAUCAAUUGGGCUGCUGAACAACGGGACAAAGGAAACUCUAUCAUGAGAGUCAUGUUGUUGGGAACUGUAUACGUCUGGCCAUUGAAUGGAAAAGCAGCUGCAGCUAUUGUGGAUUCAACUACUGAAACUAAUAAAGGAGACGAUUACGAAUUUUUUAGUCCAUGGUUGGGAGGAGGUCUUCUUCUAGAAGGGUAUGGAGAACGGUGGCGAAGUCAUCGGAAAAUGUUGACUCCAGCAUUCCAUUUUGCAAAGUUGGGAGGAUAUUUUGAAGUUUUCAACAAUGAGGCAAAGAUCAUGGUUGAUUUGUUGAGUGAUUUCUGUGAUUCUGGAAAAACUGUUGACAUAUUCCCUUAUGUAAAACGAUGUGCAUUGGAUAUCAUUUCCGAAACUGCAAUGGGAAUCAAAAUAGAUGCUCAGAUGAACCAUGAUCAUAAAUAUGUACAAGCUGUGGAAGGAUUCAACAAGAUUGGUGUCCUCGUUUCAUUCAAUCCACAUCUCAAAAAUCCUUUCAUUUUCUGGGCAACUGGAUACAAAGCUCAAUAUGAUGACUAUCUGCACACUUUGAAAAAUUUCACUGAAAAAGUUAUCAAAGAAAGAAGAGCCGCUCAUGAAUCAGGAGAAAUUGAGGUGGAGAAAUCGAAAAGAAUGAUGAACUUUUUGGAUUUGAUGUUGAGUAUGGAGGAAGCGAAUCAGUUAACAUCUGAAGAUAUUCGACAGGAAGUUGAUACUUUUAUGUUUGCUGGACACGAUACAACAACUUCUUCCACAUCAUGGGCAUGUUGGAAUAUGGCUCAUCACCCAGAUGUUCAAGAAAAAGUGUACAAAGAAAUGAUGGAAGUAUUCGGAGAUGAUCCAAGUACAGAUAUAACACUGGAGAAUUUGGGAAAAUUGAGUUAUUUGGAUCGAGUUUUGAAAGAAUCAAAAAGAAUUAUUCCACCAGUUCCGGCGUUGCAAAGAAAGUUGACAAAUGACUUAGAAAUUGACGGUUACACGGUUCCUGCUGGAGGAAAUGUUACGAUUUCUCCAAUGGUACUUCAUAGCAAUCAUCUUGUAUUUGAUAAUCCAGAAAAAUUCGAUCCCGACCGUUUUCUCCCGGAUGAAGUUUCCAAACGUCAUCCCUAUGAUUUCAUGCCCUUCUUGGCAGGACCACGUAACUGUAUUGGACAAAAGUUUGCUCAAUUGAACGAGAAAGUUAUGCUUUGUCAUAUUAUAAGAAACUUUAAAAUCGAACCAACACUCGGAUACAAAGACACAAAGCAGUGUUUGGAGGUAGUUACAAAACCAUCCAAAGGAAUACCUGUUCGUCUGGUUCGCAAGAUCUAG